GUUAGCUUUUGGGUCUGUUAUGCACCUUUUCGGCCUCUUAAUGAUGUCUAUAGCCAAGAAAUACUACCAAGUACUGUUGGCACAAGGAAUAUGCACUUCUAUUGGUACUAGUGCGAUCUAUUAUUCUGGAGUUACUAGCGUUAGCACCUGGUUUGAGAAGAACUGAGCUCUUGCACUUGGUGUUAUGAGCAGUGGAUCAAGUCUUGGUGGCAUCGUCUACCCAACCAUGAUACGUGGCCUAAUUUCACGCCUUGGAUUUGGCUGGACGGUGCGGAGUAUAACAUUCUUGAUGUUCAUUCUGCUUAUUAUGGCCAAUAUGAUAGUCACGUCUUGCUCAAGGCUUAUACGGAGUCCUGUUUGCCUUGCCCAGUUUAUGGCUCCAUUUAGGGAGUAUCCAUUUGGCCUUGUAUGUCUUGGAAGCUUUCUAUUUUGUUCCGGAAUGUUUCUACUAUUUAACUUUAUCAGCGUCCAAGCUGAGGUAUUUGGAAUGUCAGCCGCUAAUACCGGCUAUCUUGUAGUUGUCUUAAAUGCCAUUAUAGUCUUUUCGGCCGUAUUACAGGGCUAUAUAGCCGAUUGCAUUGGUCGAUUUAAUAUUGUUAUCAUUGCUACAGCAGCUUCUAGUAUUUUAGUCCUCACUCUUUGGCUGUUGUCGGCAAAUGGAGUUCAUCUGUUUGUAUUCGCUGGCCUGUACGGAUUAUUUGUAAGCACGUUCACUUCACUUGCUCCCGCUCUUAUAGGUCAAAUAUCUAUCACGAGCCAGACCGGAACGAGAAUUGGUGUGCAAUCGGCUGUCAUAUCUUUGUCUGUUUUAUUAGGAAGCCUAAUUGGCGGCCAACUUAUAGAACUUUGUCAUAAAAGUUUCGUAGGGUUGCAAGUAUUUACCGGUGUAGCAAUGCUUAUGAGUUCUUAUGUUUUCCUUGUCGCAAAGUGUAAAUUA
Molecule: messenger RNA, 937 nt
Organism: Hyaloscypha bicolor E
Lineage: Eukaryota; Fungi; Ascomycota; Leotiomycetes; Helotiales; Hyaloscyphaceae
Product: MFS general substrate transporter
Exons: 3
Biological process (GO): transmembrane transport
Cellular component (GO): fungal-type vacuole membrane
Molecular function (GO): transmembrane transporter activity
Source: RefSeq, a predicted model, not a curated record